GAUAUAUUGAUGAAAAUGUUUCAACGCGCUCUUCUUUUCUCUACCUCCCUUUACUUCGCUGCUCAGGCGCAGCAGGUUGGUAACAACACCGCCGAGAGUCACCCUGCCUUGACCUGGGAGAAAUGUACGGCUGCCGGAAGCUGCACCAGUGUUAGUGGAUCGGUCGUCGUCGACGCAAACUGGCGCUGGUUACACUCGGUUGAGGGUACUACCAAUUGCUACACCGGCAACACGUGGGAUGCCACUCUCUGCCCAGACGACGAGACCUGCGCAUCCAACUGUGCUCUUGAGGGCGCAGACUACAAGGGAACCUACGGAGUGACUGCUUCCGACAGCUCUUUGACGCUCAACUUUGUUACUCAAGCUUCCCAGAAGAACAUUGGCUCGCGGUUGUAUCUCCUAGAGGAUGACGAGACUUACCAGUCCUUCAAGCUCCUUGGCCAGGAGUUCACCUUUGAUGUCGAUGUGUCCAACCUUCCCUGUGGCUUGAAUGGUGCGCUUUACUUUGUUUCCAUGGAUCUUGACGGUGGAAUUGCCAAGUACCCGACCAACAAGGCUGGUGCCAAGUAUGGUACUGGCUACUGCGACUCGCAAUGCCCUCGUGACUUGAAGUUUAUUAAUGGCGAGGCCAAUGUCGAUGGUUGGGUUCCUUCGACCAACGAUGACAACGCCGGUGUCGGUGGCCACGGAUCCUGCUGCUCGGAAAUGGACAUCUGGGAAGCCAACAGCAUUUCCAAUGCAGUGACUCCCCACCCCUGCGAAACCAUCGGUCAGACCUUGUGUGAAGGUGACGAAUGCGGUGGCACUUACUCUGCCGAACGCUACGCUGGCGAGUGUGACCCCGAUGGCUGCGACUUCAACCCUUACCGUAUGGGCAACACCACAUUCUACGGCUCUGGUUCCGAUUUCGUUGUCGAUACCUCACGUGUCUUCACAGUUGUCACCCAGUUCAUCGAAACCGACGGCGCUCUUAGCUCGAUCAAACGCUUCUUCGUACAGGACGGCAAAGUCAUUCCACAAUCUGACUCUGACAUCGACGGAGUCACUGGCAACGAAAUUACUCAGGACUUCUGCGAUGCCCAAAAGAAGACCUUUGGUGACCAAAAUGUGUUUGACGACAAAGGCGGUUUGAGCCAGAUGGGCGAGGCGCUUGCCGGCGAUAUGGUUCUUGUCAUGUCUCUCUGGGACGACCACUACGCCGACAUGCUCUGGUUGGACAGUACCUACCCUACAAACGCUACUUCUAGCACCCUUGGCGCGGCUCGUGGAAGCUGUGCCACCGACUCUGGAGCUCCUAGCGAUGUUGAAAGUACCAACGCGGACGCUUCGGUGGUCUACUCCAACAUCAAGCUCGGUCCGAUCAACUCGACUUUCACUUCUUCUUGA
Talaromyces rugulosus is the source of this 1386-nucleotide messenger RNA. RefSeq lists its product as uncharacterized. The annotation marks the transcript as partial. NCBI's taxonomy places the organism in Eukaryota, Fungi, Ascomycota, Eurotiomycetes, Eurotiales, Trichocomaceae. The transcript is spliced from 2 exons. The record is from RefSeq and is a predicted model, not a curated record. Gene Ontology annotation, molecular function: hydrolase activity, hydrolyzing O-glycosyl compounds. Gene Ontology annotation, biological process: carbohydrate metabolic process.